CUUUUCUUCACUCUGUCUUCUCAACCUUACCUCUACUUCUCAAUUCUCUCGUCCCGUCCCGUCCACCUAGACCUCAUCUAGUAGACUUGUACACUACAUUAGUUCAGUUAGUGUAGUGUCCAAGACUCUAGACUCGACUCGACACCCGGCGCUAGGAGAUCGCUCCAGAGGUCCCGUCACACACACACUUUGCGGCAGUGACCCCUAUCCCAGUCCGACCGCUGUUAGCUUCUCAGGGUCCCGUCUCCUCUCCUCUCCUCUCCUCCCCUCCCCCGUCAGCCGCUGUGUCAGCAGUCAGUCGUCGAGAACGAAACCCCCCCCCCCCGGGCCGCCGCUCGACUACCAUACAUUUCUGCAGCUGCUUCCACUUUCGACCUUUUGCCCUCGGCUGUCUCCCAUUUGCACACUUGCACUCGCACGCACACAUCGACAACGACACUGCUUCUUUCCAUCACACGUCAUUUUCCAAUACAACCCAUCCUCCCGUACCAUCUUGUCGUUGGCCACGCUUCCUCGUUGACGACGACGACGACAUCCGACUCUCAACGAACGAUUGACUGCUCCUCGGCUGCAGUGCAACCAAACCGUCCAAACUCUCUCUCCCCCGCCGUAGCGUCCGGCAUUCUAUCUAUAUCCAUCCGCCCACCCGUCUAUCCGUCCAUUCAUCCAAACCCCCCCCCCCAACGGCUCGUAUAGACCGACCGAGACGGCCAACGACAUACGAAGCACGUCCCAAUCGUCUCCACCCUUGCACGCCGCCUGUUCAUCUCGUCUCAUCAAUAAGCCGCCGCGCACCGACCCUACACUUCAAACCACUUACGUUUCUACUUCUAUACCUACCGCCUACCUCGAACAAUAAAGAUAUUGAGAGUGAUACGUGGUGUUCCUGGCACCCCUUCAACCAAGCCCACUCAAAGCGAAACACACGGGGUUCCAGAACAAAGUCGCAACCACGGCUUCCCCACGAGAAGGUCCCGCGCCGUCGGCUGCGGAAGGACAAGUGCCCGAAAGUGUCCAAGAGAGAGGUACCCUUGUCAGCCCUGCCUUAUCCGAGGAGGAGGACGCCGCCAUGGAGGCCCUCAAGAACCUCGAGUACGGUAUUCCCGACUGGCUGCAUCGUCUAGAUGAGCUCAACGACCAAAUCGAACAACGCCAGCAGGAGUUGGCCCAACUUACCGAGUCCAAGUCAUCAUCGCCUGGCGGAGAGCCAGGAUCCCCGUCACGCAAGUCUUUGAGGAACAAGGGGUCAACUGAAAGUCUCAGGCCCAAAGAUGAGCCGUCCGCCCAUCCCAACUACCAGGAGAACAAGACACCGAACAACCGACCAACCAGCCCCCAGACGCCAGGUUCUCCCGGCGCUCUGCAGCGAACAACAUCGCAAGUCCGUGCAGCAGGUCAGGCCAAGGCGCGCGCUACCCUUCGCAAGCGCCAACGAACUGACUCGGUCAUGAGCGCCGAGAACGCCGACAAGCCACCAAAGUACCGCAGCCGGAGCAUGAUCAUAGUCUACUACGACAGCUAUGUACAAAGCUUUUUCGAAGAGCUGGUCAAGUUUGUGAGCGCCAGCAGGAACAUGAUGCGCAAGGCCAAGAUGGCAGCCAAGGUCGCACAGAUCAAGAGGUUAGCCGAGCUCAACACGCCGCCCGACGACGAUGAAACCGGUGGAGACGCCACGAACGGGGAACUGGUGCCCGACCCCAAGGCAGUGAACAACAUGGAUGCAUCGGCCGCCGCUCCGGCCGCGGGGAGCCUGGAUCCAGUUCAAGCAGUGUUAGCUGCUCGUCGCGCGCGCGAGUAUAAGCGCAUGAUGGCCCAAGGUGGCGGAGUACGCGCCAACCCCAUGGCCGCCGGUGCCCGCAUGAGCGCGACUAUGGGCCGUGCCCGUGCCGGCCAAUCGUCUCAGGAUGCCGGAUCGGACGUCUACGAUCAGCUCGACAAUGGUCUCGAGUUUGUACAAUCCAUGUGCGAGCACGCUGCCCAUCAGUUCCUUCGUGACGGAGACUGCGGUGAGGAGGUCACCAAGAUCAAGCAGCGUCUGGCGCAGACCAAGGACUUGGCCGCCAAGGAGAUGGAGCGUGCCAAGCGCGAGGAUCUUGGUGGAGAUGGUUCUGUCGAACUGGGCGCUGGUGGCGCGGCCGGAUUGAUGUCUAGGGGAGCAACUGCCGGUGCGAGCGCCAUGCCCAUGGGCAUGGGGGCGAGGAGCUAUAGACCCCAGAGUAUGAGGAGGGUGACGAGCGUGAAGAGCACAAAGAGCUCGGUGAAGGAGGCUGCUAAGGAGGCUACCAAGGAGGGGGCAGUGGUGACAGUGGUGGAAAAGGGAGUCAAGAGGACGGCACCGGCGACGGAGUCGGAGGGAAGCACAGUAAGCGGGAGUGUCAAGGGUGAUGCUAAAAUCGAGGUAGAUGAGGGGUUGGAGGAUGUGGAUGACAGUGCCGCUAAUGAUGGGAUAAUUGCGGCCGACCCAUCAGCGGAUUCGGAACCCAUCGACCUGUCCAAGUUGGUCUACAGGAGUACCCGGUUGAUGAGGUAGAGUGAGAUGAGUAGUAGUAGCACGAGUAAGGGAGACUGGAACGAAAAAAGGAACAGGUCUAUUGGAUAGGAUUUGGUUUGUUAUUGUGUGUUUGGGUAGGUGAGCGAGCGAGCGACUGAACAACUGAGCACCUGAAUGGGUAGGUGAACGAAAUGGCUAGGAAAGGUUAUUUAAUGUUUUGGGUUGGGACGAGGUCUCCCGCUGGUCUGCUUUUUCUGGUAUAAAAAAACCAUCUAUCUAUGAUCUCUGCCUAUAUAUCCUCAAAAGAAAUCUCGGCUUUCUUUUCUCUUGCACUUUUUCCAGUUAUAAUAUGUCCUGUCCUGUCAUGUCAGGUAUGGCGUGGGGGUUCGUCUCUUCUUUUCUGGGGUGCUUAUACCACUGACGAAUAAUGAGUAUUAUGACACGAAGACACAAUUCUCUAUCC
Molecule: messenger RNA, 2954 nt
Organism: Neurospora crassa OR74A
Lineage: Eukaryota; Fungi; Ascomycota; Sordariomycetes; Sordariales; Sordariaceae
Exons: 1
Coding region: 1070-2530 (486 amino acids)
Source: RefSeq, a predicted model, not a curated record